AUGUGUGCCGACUCUUGCAAGCUGGAGAUAUGGCUAGACUGCCGGUUCUCCGGCACAGAGGGGCCGGCGCCCCUGGCCUGCGACCGGCGGCUCCUUUAUAGUGGUGCCACAGCAGGGAAGCGUGACCUGGUCUGUGGCGCAGGAGGCCGUGUCGAGGAUUGCGAUGGUAAAGAGAUGGGCGUUCUCUUCAUCGGCACCGGGGGAGAAGUCCACAAGCAUGCCCUGGAGAUAAUGGGGAACGUUGACUGGGUUAUCCUACAGGCUGACUCUCUGGUUCCGUCGGGUGCGCUGCUGGCUGCAAGUAGCAGGCAUGGGACGCGGCUGGCGGUUGUGCUUAGCAACGAGCAGCACUUGGAGGAUUUCGAACCGGCGCUGCCGAGGACCGGUGCGUUGGUAGUUUCUGAUGACACGCUGCUGAACAAAGCCAUGGUAAAGCGCAUGGCACUCAACAAAUCAGAGUCGCCGAUGCUGAACACAGUGUGCGGCGGCAUCUUUCUCCCUGCAGCUGAAGAGCUUAAGCUGGUCACCGUGGAGUCUGUGGAGGUCGUCAGUGGUGAAGCCGACAGAGUGUACCUGGACAUGAUCAGCAUGCUGCAAGAUGGUGAGGGUGCACUGGUGGGCUCAACGGCAAAAGCUUUAUGUUUCAUCCACGCAGACUCCGGAGGACGUGCUUUCAGAAUAAAUGCGGGUCCUGUGCACGCGUACGUGGCCCUGCCGGACGGACGCACCAAGUACUUGAGUGACGUCGAAGCUGGCGACCAGAUCUUGAUGGUGGACCUGGGAAGGGGUGGCGGAGGAGCACCUGCCAGCCGCAGUGUGAAUGUUGGCCGAUGCCAAGUGGAGCGGCGACAAGUUGCCCGAAUUCGAUUGCACUUUGAUGGAGAGCACAGUCAGUUGUUUCUUGAGUGGAUCGACACUGUUCGCCUUCAUGGUCGACAUGCAUCCGGCGGUCCGGGCCAAGCAUGCUCCCCGCUGCCAAUCACGCAGCUUCGAGCAGGCGAUGAGAUCCUGGUCCAUUGGGCAAGUUCCAGUCCGUCCCGAGCUGUACAUACAGUGCACUCCAUUCCGUCUGAGAAGUAG
This is a messenger RNA of Symbiodinium sp. CCMP2456, 1080 nucleotides long. The record is from the annotation of a GenBank genome assembly. Lineage: Eukaryota; Dinophyceae; Suessiales; Symbiodiniaceae.